AUGGCAGACACUUCAAGGAGAAGCAUGCUUAAGGAUACGACCUCCGCUCAGAUGAGUGUAGAUAUUGAGAACCAACAUCGUGAGCAAGAAGAGGAUGAGUAUGGCUUCUAUUAUUCAAUUGAUUGUUUCAACAAAUCCCUGUUCUCCCUUCAAGACAACGUUAUGUGGAACGCCGUACUAUGUGUCUUAGCCCUGGCAGCCAUAGUCGUGGUGUCCAUCGAGUUUAAAAGCGCUUUAUCAGAGUUGUUUGAAGUUGUGUAUAAUGUAUUCUAUGCCGUACAUGUCUUGAGUCUAGCUUACAAUUCCCUGGCCAAUCUACAUACCUCCGAUUUAGGUCUAUGCACAGCCAUUUCGUUUCUGGUUGAUGUCAUGACAUUUUCUCCUUACUUUCUAAGAGUUGAGAACUUAUUUCUGUAUAAGCUUGUUUGCUAUUACGUGAGAUUACAUCGUCCACUUAGAUUCCUAUGGGCUUUAAGUGAUCAUAAUCUCAAAGGCAGCAUUGUAGCGACCACACUCAAGUACACUUACUUUUUUAUGAUAUUGCGAGUAUCUUGGGUUCUUAUUUGGCUACAUUUUGAUGCAUUGGAAAGCGAUAAUAAUUUUCGACUCGGUAAAACAAGGUACAAUAUACCAAUACAACACGCACCGAAGUUGACAAGCCAGUUGCCCAGUCGUUUCCUCAGUACUUACUACAUUAUCAACAAGAUGUUUAUACCGAUUGGUCCGUCAGUACCGCCGCGGAAUGAUCUGGAACGCAUUGCUUUCUUAUCAGUGAUGAUAGUAGGGUGUCUGAUGGUGACGGGGGCUGCGGUCGCGUCCCUGUCUCUCGUCAUCAGCAUCUACAUGAGGCCGGAGGAGAAGUUCCGCAGCCGAUACAGGCUCAUCAUGAAGGAAAUGCAAGAGCCCACUAUCCCUCCAAACUUGCGAGAGAAAGUUGAGACAUUUUACAAGAUGUACUGGCACAAACAGAAGGCCGUGUCUACUGCGGAGCUGAUGCCGAUUUUUCCGCCUUCCUUGACAUCCACUAUUUACACCGAUAUAUAUUUUAAGGCGACGCAAAAGAAGUUCUUAGUUCAUAUGUCCACAGUGCCGUAUUCUUCGAGACCUUUCCUAUCAGUUCCUUUCGGAGCUCGCGAAGAAGACGGAGACGAUACACUACAUCCCUGGAGAUCAGAUCAUAAGACGGAAUAA
Molecule: messenger RNA, 1191 nt
Organism: Danaus chrysippus (African queen)
Lineage: Eukaryota; Metazoa; Arthropoda; Insecta; Lepidoptera; Nymphalidae
Source: the annotation of a GenBank genome assembly